AUGGCCAUCCAAGAAUGUCCGCUACCCGAAGUCGCAGAGGCCCUCAAGCCAUAUAUCAGACGCCGCGAGGAAGUAGCAGAGAUCAGAGGCAACCUCCAGAAGCAUCUCCAUGACCACCUGGACCGAGAUGGUUCCCCUCUCACCACCGUCACUCUCAGCGCACCAGGAGUCACCCACCUGGGUUCGCCUCCUUCCUCUUUGACCGGCGUCCGCAGGGCUUACUGGAAAGCACUCGAGGCCCAUUCCAAGGCACAAGCGAAGUACGACGGGUUAAAGCAAGAACUGGAUCAGAUCAGACGGGGCGUCAAUGGAGGUCACUCCGAUUCGUCCUCAGGCACCGCCACCGAGGACUACAUCGCCCUUCUCCGCCAAAAGGAGAAGCACCGCAGGCUCAACGUCAUCAACAAUGCGCUGUCAAAGACCUCUGGAAGCACGGAGACUGCCUCAGCCAGCAACUUAGACGACUCAAUCAGGAAGAAAGUUGGCGAGCUUCCGGUACCACCAAGCACGCAACCGUCCUUCAGCCGAAGCCCAGAGGUGGACGCGAAGAUGAUGCAGCUGAAGAAAGCGGUGGUAUCUUCGAAGCGCCGUGUGGACGAGCAGCGGAGGAAUGCGGCCGAGCAAGCUACGGAUGCCAAUAGAGAAGCUACUACUGCAGAAGCUGAAGUUGCCGGUCUACAGAAAGCACUACAGGAGCUCACCACCUGGAUGGAAACUCAACUGACCACCAUCGCCGAAUCAGAAGCAGAUGCACAGCCGGCUGAUGGAGGCGCGCGUCAGAACGGUGCAACUGCUGACCCUGAGAUUGAUCUCGACAAUAUCGAAACCUUGUACGAAAGCUACCUCGAAGCGCGGCAUCGAGUAGUACAAAACACGAACUCUUCCCACAUCACAGAAGGCAACACGGAAGAGGCAGCGGAAUGGUCGAACAGAAGCAGCACCCAACGAAGUCAGAGCCCGUCGCAUCCCAACGCAAAAUCGUCUGCUGUAGCCGCACUACCAUUCAUACGAGCCUUGGCAGCAGCGAAAUCCGAAGAGCAGUCUCUCGUGCAGCAGACAGCUUAUGUCCGGAAGCAGCUAUCUUCCGCCGAAGAAGGCACUGCUCGCCUCAUCGAACGCUUAGCAGACGAAAGCCACCUCGUCCAUCCCGGUGCAUCAAGCGGCAAGGACUGGGCGGAGGCGGGGGCACAAGCGAGUCGAGCGACGAAGGACAGUGUUGCGGACCGCCUGAGGAGUGGUAAAAUGUAUGCAGGGUCUGCGAAAGAGCAGUAUGAGGCCAUCGAGGCUCUCCCAAGUUCACUGGAUGGACUACAUUCUGUAACUUGA
Molecule: messenger RNA, 1326 nt
Organism: Saxophila tyrrhenica
Lineage: Eukaryota; Fungi; Ascomycota; Dothideomycetes; Mycosphaerellales; Extremaceae
Exons: 1
Coding region: 1-1326 (441 amino acids)
Source: RefSeq, a predicted model, not a curated record